UGACAGUUGACUUUUACUUUUAGUGACGGAAACUUGUUUUUGAUACGAAUGGGGUUUGUUUUUGAAAAAAGUUGUUUUACUUCGUAUAAAAGUUAAUUUUUCUUUGUGAAAUCGAGAAGAAAAAUGGACCAACCUGUAAACGCAUACAGAAAAAUGCUAGCUGCAGCCGUUUCUAGCGUGCUAUUGGAAAAUGGCUACGAUUCAGUUGAGAAAGACAGUUUAGGAACUCUAACAGAAAUGAUGCAGGCUUUUCUAACCGAAACAGCCUAUCUAACUAAAUGCUACUGCGAAUUAUCCGGUCGCGUCGAGCCCGUUUUAGGCGACAUUAUUUUGAGUUUCGUAGAAAUGGGUUUCAACUUCCAAACGUUAGAAAAUUACGUGAAAGCAUCCAAACACUUAGUAUUACCACCACUACAGCCCCAACAAUCCCAGAAACAGCUCAACAUGCUAGCAGCAGGUUCCAAGCAACCUCUGUCUUCGCACAUUCCGCAGCACCUGCCCCCUUUUCCGGAUCCCCACGCCUACGUUAGAACCCCCACACACAAACAACCCAUCAUCGAUUACGAAUCGGUGCGAGAGAAAGCGGCCAUUCAGAAAAGGGACAUCGAGAAAGCCCUCACGAAAUUCUUAGCCAAAACCAACAGCACUCACAAUUUGUUCGAUACGGACGAUUCGAAUAUAUUUCCACUGAUAGCUUGUAAACCGAGCACUCCCGCCUAUCUCUCUGCCCUGCUGCCCCAAGACCAGAUCUUCGAUCCCGAAGACCUCGACGUGGACCCGAAGAGCCAGAUCCUGCAACAGCAAAAGCACCACGACAAGGCGAAGAACCAGAAGAAGAGAAUCGAAGAGGGCGAAGAAGUCAAAAAGGAAACUCUGAACGAGUCGAGGACUAGCGAAGAAGGGGCCGGCAAUUCCAGUUACAUAGACAAUCCCUAUUUAGCCGCCACCAAAUUACCCGGCGGGGAUGUAAUGGAAACCUCUUGAAUUGUGUAAUAUAAAUUUAAUACGAAUGCGAUUAAGUUAGAUUUUACCACGGUUUGUAGAAUAUCACGGUUGUCUCAUAACUUUUUAGCCAGCGAAUGGUAGAAGGGU
Messenger RNA from Phyllotreta striolata, 1092 nucleotides. Lineage: Eukaryota; Metazoa; Arthropoda; Insecta; Coleoptera; Chrysomelidae. The record is from the annotation of a GenBank genome assembly.